Molecule: messenger RNA, 564 nt
Organism: Chrysoperla carnea
Lineage: Eukaryota; Metazoa; Arthropoda; Insecta; Neuroptera; Chrysopidae
Exons: 4
Coding region: 1-429 (142 amino acids)
Source: RefSeq, a predicted model, not a curated record
AUGGCAAAAUUAAUAAGUAUUAGUUAUUUUGUUGUGGUUUUGGGCCUUAUUAUUCAAUUAGUUUUAACACUGCGUAAGAAAUGUGAUCCAAACUAUAAUUGGGAUAAUUAUUAUGCGGAAUUCCCUUUGAAUACUCAUCUAGCUGAUAGUGUUUUAGGAACAUCUAAAUUGUAUGAGCAAAAUGAAAAAAUAGCAAAUGGAGAUGGAUGUCCUGCUUACAAAAAUGUUAGAAAGAUACCACAGAAUUAUUAUCUUGAUUCAAAACUAUGUGAACCAGUAUUACAAAGUAAACUACCUUUACCACCAAUUCAGUUCGACGCCGAAUGUCAACGUUGCAGUAUUAUUCAUCCUACAAGUGCAAAAAACUUGAUGUUACAUUGUGUUGGGUGUAUAAAAACCAAAGGACUGCAGAAUUUGAUAAAUAUAUAAUACCUACAUAUAUUUAUCUUGUACCCAGACCCCAUAUGGUGACGAAGUGCUCUUAGUGGUUAUAUAUUUGGAGUUGCCGAAUUAUAAUUGAAAAAGGACGCUGCGUAUAAAUUCAGGACUUCAGGAAUAAAGAAA